AUGCUGACCAGCAUUACAGAUGGGAUCCUGUGCUGUCUGACUGGGAAGGCUGCCAGCCUGGUGAUGCCCGUCGACUCUUCUGAGCCAGCUGACACCUUCGAGUUUGUAGAAGUGAAGCCUGGGAGAGUCCUCAGGGUUCGCCACAUCAUGCCCGAGCGCCGGGCGCCAGUAGUGACGGAGGAGAACCAAGUAAAGGAGCCAGAGCAGGAGAAGGGCAGCGGAAACAGCAACAACAGUAGCAGUGUGCACUGCAAGCGCAAGAUCACUGUCUACCGCAACGGCCAGCUAGUCAUUGAGAACCUGGGUGACGUGCUGCACUCGGAGAUUGUCCAGUGCCAGGAUGGAGACCUGGAGCCCUGCAGCACCGUGGAGGUGGAACUGGCCGACUAUAAGGAAGUGCCCACAUCUCCUGAACCCAAACCCGCGCCUCCCCUGUCCAUGGUCGGGGAGCAGAAACCCGCGCCCCCGCCUCGCCGGCGUCGCCGAAAGCCCAAGCGCAUGGUGAUGAUUGACUCGGAGAGGGAGAUCUCCAGCUGCAAGGGGACGCACUCGGACGUGGCGCUCUUUUUCGUGCACGGGGUCGGCGGCUCGCUGGACAUCUGGGGCAGCCAGCUGGACUUCUUCUCGCGGCUAGGGUAUGAGGUCAUCGCACCUGACCUGGCGGGCCACGGGGCCAGCACGGCCCCCCACAUUGCGGCGGCCUACACCUUCUACGCCCUGGCCGAAGACAUGCGUGCCAUCUUCAAGAAAUACGCCCGUAAACGCAACAUCCUCAUUGGGCACUCCUAUGGGGUAUCGUUCUGUACCUUCCUGGCCCAUGAGUAUCCAGACCAGGUUCACAAGGUAGUGAUGAUCAAUGGAGGGGGGCCCACAGCUCUGGAGCCCAGCCUCUGUUCCAUCUUCCAGCUGCCUUCCUGUGUGCUGCACUGCCUGUCCCCCUGCCUGGCCUGGAGCUUUCUCAAGGCUGGGUUUGCCCAUCAGGGAGCCAAAGAGAAGCAGCUGCUGAAGCAGGGCAAUGCCUUCAACGUGAAUCCAUUUGUGCUGCGUGCCAUGAUGAGCGGGCAGUACUGGCCCGAGGGGGAUGAGGUGUACCACGCUGAGCUAACCGUGCCCAUCCUGUUGGUGCACGGCAUGUACGACAAGUUUGUGCCCAUUGACGAGGACCAACGCAUGGCCGAGAUCCUUCUGUUUGCUUUUCUGAAAGUCAUCGAGGAGGGCAGUCACAUGGUGAUGAUGGAGUGCCCUGACACAGUCAACACCCUCCUGCACGAGUUUUUCCUAUGGGAGCCUGACAUGUCCAAAAAGAACGCCGCCAAGACUGAUCCUGAUAAGACUGUUAUAGUCAAUGGUGUUGUCGCCCAGACACCAAAACCAAACAAGCCCAUGGACAAAUAA
Messenger RNA from Salvelinus namaycush (lake trout), 1395 nucleotides. Its product is annotated as protein ABHD8-like. The record is from RefSeq and is a predicted model, not a curated record. The transcript has 4 exons. NCBI's taxonomy places the organism in Eukaryota, Metazoa, Chordata, Actinopteri, Salmoniformes, Salmonidae. The coding region runs from base 1 to 1395 and encodes 464 amino acids. Gene Ontology annotation, molecular function: catalytic activity.